Messenger RNA from Cavenderia fasciculata, 5253 nucleotides. RefSeq lists its product as uncharacterized. Bases 1 to 5253 code for a protein of 1750 amino acids. Lineage: Eukaryota; Evosea; Eumycetozoa; Acytosteliales; Cavenderiaceae. The record is from RefSeq and is a predicted model, not a curated record. The transcript has 3 exons.
AUGGGUGCAAGUGUUGGUGAUGGAGGAUCUCAAGUUGUACAUCUAAUUAAUAGUAGUAGUAGAGAAGAAGAAGAAGAAACAAAGUCCAACCAAAAGAAAAAUACCAAAUCCUCAUCUACAAAGAAAGCACCACCUCCAAAAUCUAAACCAUCUGUUAAAAGAGCACCAGCGAAAAAGAAUAACAAAAUGGAUAUUAGUGAUGACGAUGAAGAGGAUGAAGAUUCAUCCCAAGAUGAUAAUUCAAGUAGUGAAGAAGACUCGGAUUCAGACUCAUGUAUUGCAUAUUUAAUGAUCAGCAGAGAUAAUAGUUAUACUUGCCAAUCCAACAAGUGUGCUGAUCAAUCUCAGAUUUAUUGCGAGGACUGCGAGAAGUGUUUGUGCAAAAGACAUGACUCAUUAUUCCACCAAGAUGACGACGAUGAUGAAGAGGAGGAGCACAUCACCAUAGACAUUAAUGACUAUAUCGUUGCAAAACAAUCCCUAUCAGAUCCACCCUAUCAAAAAAUCAUUGACAAUGAUGAAAAGCAAAGAAGAAUGAUAUCAAUCAACAGCAACAACAACGAUUUAGAAGUUGGUAAUCAGCUUGCUCAAAACGAUGCAACACAAUUUGUUGUAAGUGUAGUUGGACCUCCAUCGGCUGGAAAAAGCACCGUCAUCAAACAAUUGCUUUGUCUAGACAAUCCCGACACAGAGUUCACUCCACGUAUCAACAACCCUAUCAAAUCAAUCACUACAACUGCUGAUUUGAAUGGAUUCGAAUCAAUGAUUGGAGGUGUUCCGGUCCUGCUUGUCGAUACCGAGAGUAGUGGUGACCAUUUACCUUGGACCGUUGGUGAUAAUAAUGAUAGUACCAAAAAAGACAAUGUCAAGGAUAGAAAAUCGCUGGUCCACACCAAACAUCCCCAGAUUGUGUAUCAUACAAGCAACGUCGUUGUAUUUGUCGUUGAUCAUCCAAGAAGAGAGUUGGUAUCGGUUCUCCGUCUCAUUCAAUCAUACACUCUUGUAGCUCUUCAAUCCCAACCUCUGACAUCAAGAAAGCCAUACCUCAUCGUGGUAUUCAACAGACAAACCCCAUAUCAAGGUGGAGGAAGGAAAUGGUACGAAAACGAUCCCACUCUUUCUGGGCUGUUUGAAAAAGAGACAUACCAGACAACCAAAGGAAAAUCUGCUCCUGAAAGUUGUGCAUUGGUACAACCGGCCGUACAAAAACAGGAAGAGAUAGUCGUACAAAAAGAACACAAAGAGAUAGACAUACAAAAAAACGCUCUUGAAAGUUGUACAUUGGGACGUCAAGCCGAAAAAAAAAUAUUUACACAACAAAGAGAUAUAGAAAAUGAAUCAAAUUUAAUUUUAGAUUCAAUCAAUUUAUGGUACCAAUCGCCAAAGGUCAUUGUAAUUCCCUCAUUUGCAUCGUCAAACCUUGGAUUUAUUGACCAAUCCAAAUUACUUUUACAAGAAAUAUCUUCAAUCUGCUGUAAAACCGAGGCCACACAGGUAGAUCCCUUUUUUGAAUCAACUUAUAAAUCAUCUCUAGAUUUAUUCAAUAUUAAAAGAAACCUUUAUUGUUCUUUUGAUAAAUGCAACAAAAUAUCAAUCAAAUAUUGUGAAACCCGUAUCAAGUUUUAUUGUAACGAUCAUUAUCCGAAAGACACUCACAAGUACUACCUAAUCAGUAUCGAAGAAUAUAAACAAAACCUUCAAAAGGAAAGAAUAUUGUUAUCAUUUAACAAUCAAACAAAUAACAUCGAGUUUGGUUCGAUGUGGUCUACCUUGUCAUUGGCCAACACCAAAGGUCAAGAUUACUACCUUGUUGGAUUUAUUGGUCAGGAUGUUGGUAACUAUACCGAUGACCCCAUUUCCUCAGUCUGUCAAAAUACCAUUAAUUGCUAUGUAGAAUAUCCCAACACUGUCAACAACAACAAAAUCAUCAUGGUUGGAUACAAUCAAAACGAUUCAUCCUCUCUUGAAGUGAUUUCACUCAUUUGUGAUGUCAUUGUUGUUUUUAUUCAUCCAGGUCAAAACUUGAAAGAAGAAAUUCAAAAGAUAUCAACAAACUUUUCUACAACAACAACAACAACAACAACAACAACAAAAAGUUCAACUCCUCAUCUUAUCAUUGUUUGUAGUGGUGCUACAGAGAAUGAUAUUAAAAAAGAACUGGACGAUAAACAAGUCACAUUCGAGUUUUUAAAUGGAAGUUUACAAACGUCCAUCGAAUCCAAACUUAAAAAUCAACCUAAAAAAAGUUUACCGGUAUUAAAAGACUUGGAAAUGUUUGUCGCCGGAUAUAAUACCAAAUGUACAGAUGAAGGAUGUAAAAACAAAGCAAAAUAUUUAUUUACAGGAAAGUUUAAAUGCCAACAGCAUUAUGAUGGACUUGUUGACAGAUUCAAAACAAUGUGUAUGCCAAUUCAAGAACAUUUAAAAAGUCAACAUAUACUUGGUCAACAAGACCAGGAACUAAACAUAAAAAAGGAAUAUGACAAAAGAAACAAACUACUUCAAGAAAAGAAUGGAAUAAUAGAAUUUGGACCAAAAUGGUAUCAAUGUGGUCUAAGCAAUGAAGAUGCUUUCAAAUUGGUAACAUUUAUUGGACCUAGUGGAAGUGGAAAGAGUACACUUGUCAGAGGACUAUGUCAUGGUGAUCGUCCUUUAUUGCCACUCAAAGGCAAUCAAUUUUCAUCAACCUCUUCAGAUAUAAAUGUUUACCUUGGGAAAAGUGAUGAGAAAAAGGGUACCACCAAAAGAUUUUUAAUGGCCGAUUGUGAAGGGUUUGGUGGAACUUUAAACACAGCAACAAGAACAACAGGAGCAAGCCGACCAUCUCGUAGAGAAAUGGUGGAAUCUGCGUAUCCAAGAAUAUUACAUUCAUUUAGUGAUAUUGUAGUUUGUGUUUGUUCAAAUUCUUGGCAAGAGAGACAAACCAUCAGUAAAUAUGUAUUGUCACAUGCUCAACACAGUGACUCGGGCGCAGUCAAUCAAGGAGAACUACCAUACCUCAUUUUAGUAUUCAACAAGAAAGCAAAGAAUGAAAUGAAUGUCACCAAUCAAGAAGCAACCAAAGAGUUUUUUGUAAAUGGUGGUUUUGACAAACUGGUGGAACCAUAUUAUCGUGGUUGGUGUAUUAUACGUAUUGGAACAGAUGAAGGUGGUAGAGAUCCUAUAACAUUCCUCAAUGGUUACAAAGAGCUUAAAAAAGAAAUUUACAAUAAUCUAUUUGGUCAAAUCAUUAAACAAACAGUCAUCUCUGAUACAGAAACAGUUGCUCUGACCCCAAGAGAAGUAAUCAAACAAAUGGGAGAAGUAGUUCAUCGAUUCAAUGAUAAAGUCGCAGACCAAAUCAAUUUUAUUGAAAUUCAUCCCGUCGACCCCAAACGAAUUGCAUCAUACCUAUUCAAAUAUUUUAGAUUAUUAUAUUCUAAAUUAUCAUUGUCUGGUGCUAAAGACAAGUAUCAAUCUUUUGGCGAUGCCAUCAACAAAUUGAAUGGUCGUCUUGAAAAAUCGGAAAAUUUGUUUGGAAAAAGAUAUCCACAAGAGGAUUGGAAAAAGGUCAUUGACAUGUUGACAAGUCAAGUUGGCGCAUUAGAACCAUGUUCCACUCUUAAUUGCAACAAAUACAAACAUCAACAUGGCAAUACCCACAAGAGUAUUGGCACAGAGCCCUCUGAGAAGUUGAUUAAUCAUCUCCUCAAGCCCAAAUUUAUCAAACAUGGCGUGUUUGCUGAAAUCCCAAGCAAACAUCUUAGAGUGGUUGGAGAAAAAUCAAAGAUAUCAGAAAUUUCAGAUGAUAUAGAGCCAAUUGACAAUCCCAAAGCAAACGACCCAUACAUUCAAUUAUCAACCCAUGUUUGCGUAAAUUGUUUAAUUGGGUUCCCAGAUCAAGUUAGAAAUGGUUGUCAACACUUAUUAUGCUAUCAUUGCUCAAUUGAAAGUCCAGAUAGAUGUCCCAUGUGUAAUGAAGAUAGCCAUUGGAUCAAUCAAACACUCCCUCACAAUGCAGGCUAUAGAUUACUCAAUCUCAAUGAUAUUGGAUCACAAGUGGUUGAUAGUUUGAUCAUUCUCAAAAAGAUUCAGAAAAAGCUCUUUGACAUUGACAUUAGACAUCUCUUUGAUUUGUCUUUUGGCUCUGGACUUGCUGGUUUAUCUUUAUUGUUCCUUACCAAAGGAACAAACAUCGAAAGUCAACCAUUGGAUAAUGCAAUAAGAAUGAUCGAGCUUUCCAUAACUCCAUAUAUGGCUCUAAUAGAAAAAACAAAACGUGAUGAUCACAUAUGUCACGUUUUGAAAAUGUUCUUUGAGAAUGACAAAUCUAUUAUUUACGACAAUUAUAUGCAUUUCACCAAAGUAGCAAUAACAGCUAGUGAUGAGGGAGGUGUUGCGCUUUUUCCCUCUUAUAACGCUGAAAGAAUUAAACUGCAAGAUAAUGGAUUGACAUAUAGACUCAUGCAUAAAACCAAAGCAUUCGAUGCCGCCCAAGCUGUGUGUUUAUCUCUAGGCAACUCUUUUGCUUUGUGCUUCCCUCCGAUCGUAAACAAUUAUGAGUCCAUGAGGCUCAAAGCAGCAGAUCCAGUGUAUGACAAAAAUGUCAAUAUCGUCAAAGAAGCACAACAUAUUUGGGGUACAGACAAACACUGCGAUAUUUUAUUGGAUAUUGGUACACUCAAAGGAUUUACUCAUCACAAUGGAAAGAAAGAAUAUUUGGAUAAAGUCAAAAAAGUAUCGUCACAAAAUAUUCAAAACUCAAAACGUCUAUUAUCUCCAUCUACCACCCCAAUCUUCAAAUUGACACCACCUCUUGUCAACUGUGACUAUUUCCUCGAUAUCCAUCAAAUCCAUGGUGCAAUCAAAGGAAAAGGAGAGAAUAUAGAAAAGCAAAAGAAUUUCCUUUCUGUCUGUAACAAGUUGCUAUCUUCAUUGUUUUACGUAUCCAAACGUAUUGUCAAUAAUUCAUUUUCAAUCAAAUCACGUAUAUACAUUGACAAACUUGGUAAAUUUAAAGACACAAUCAAAGAAAAGGAUUUUUUCAAAGUCAAGGUAUAUUCAUUGGAUAAAAAGGAAAUUGAUUUUCUCAUUUCAGAUUUAGAAGAUAGAGAUGGAAUAAGAGUUACAUUAUUACAACAAAUGGAACCAAAUACAAAGAUCAAAGUAAGAGUUUCAAGAAAGGAUAUUUUAGGAAAAGAUUUUUAUGGUAGAGUUUGUGAUCCAAAAUAUUUUGAAAUUUCAGGACACUCUGAAAUAGAAUUAACAAAUUAA